AUCUAUCAUCCCACUACCACCAUGCUGGCCUCAGGGAUGCUUCUGGUGGCCUUGCUGGCCUGCCUGACUGUGAUGGUCUUGAUGUCUGUCUGGCAGCAGAGGAAGAGCAGGGGGAAGCUGCCUCCGGGACCCACCCCAUUGCCCUUCAUUGGAAACUACCUGCAGCUGAACACAGAGCAGAUGUACAAUUCUCUCAUGAAGAUCAGUGAGCGCUAUGGCCCCGUGUUCACCAUUCACCUGGGGCCCCGGCGGGUCGUGGUGCUGUGCGGACAUGAUGCCGUCAGGGAGGCUCUGGUGGACCAGGCUGAGGAGUUCAGCGGGCGAGGCGAGCAGGCCACCUUCGACUGGGUCUUCAAAGGCUACGGCGUGGUGUUCAGCAACGGGGAGCGCGCCAAGCAGCUCCGGCGCUUCUCCAUCGCCACCCUGCGGGACUUCGGCGUGGGCAAGCGAGGCAUCGAGGAGCGCAUCCAGGAGGAGGCAGGCUUCCUCAUCGACGCCCUCCGGGGCACUGGCGGCGCCAAUAUCGAUCCCACCUUCUUCCUGAGCCGCACCGUCUCCAAUGUCAUCAGCUCCAUUGUCUUUGGGGACCGCUUUGACUAUGAGGACAAAGAGUUCCUGUCACUGCUGAGCAUGAUGCUGGGAAUCUUCCAGUUCACGUCAACCUCCACGGGGCAGCUCUAUGAGAUGUUCUCUUCGGUGAUGAAACACCUGCCAGGACCACAGCAACAGGCCUUUAAGUUGCUGCAAGGGCUGGAGGACUUCAUAGCCAAGAAGGUGGAGCACAACCAGCGCACGCUGGAUCCCAAUUCCCCACGGGACUUCAUCGACUCCUUUCUCAUCCGCAUGCAGGAGGAGGAGAAGAACCCCAACACGGAGUUCUACUUGAAGAACCUGGUGAUGACCACGUUGAACCUCUUCAUUGGGGGCACCGAGACCGUCAGCACCACCCUGCGCUAUGGCUUCCUGCUGCUCAUGAAGCACCCAGAGGUGGAGGCCAAGGUCCAUGAGGAGAUUGACAGAGUGAUUGGCAAGAACCGGCAGCCCAAGUUUGAGGACCGGGCCAAGAUGCCCUACAUGGAGGCAGUGAUCCACGAGAUCCAAAGAUUUGGAGAUGUGAUCCCCAUGAGUUUGGCCCGCAGAGUCAAAAAGGACACCAAGUUUCGGGAUUUCUUCCUCCCUAAGGGCACCGAAGUGUUCCCUAUGCUGGGCUCUGUGCUGAGAGACCCCAGUUUCUUCUCCAACCCCCAGGACUUCAAUCCCCAGCACUUCCUGAAUGAGAAGGGGCAGUUUAAGAAGAGUGAUGCUUUUGUGCCCUUUUCCAUCGGAAAGCGGAACUGUUUCGGAGAAGGCCUGGCCAGAAUGGAGCUCUUUCUCUUCUUCACCACCGUCAUGCAGAACUUCCGCCUCAAGUCCUCCCAGUCACCUAAGGACAUUGACGUGUCCCCCAAACACGUGGGCUUUGCCACGAUCCCACGAAACUACACCAUGAACUUCCUGCCCCGCUGAGCGAGGGCUGUGCCGGUGCAGGUCUGGUGGGCGGGGCCAGGGAAAGGGCAGGGGCAGGGGCGGGGCUUGCGAGAGGCGCGCAGCUAAGACUGUAGGCAGGAUGGCGGAAAGGAAGGGGCGUGGUGGCUAGAGGGAAGAGAAGAAACAGAAGGGGCUCAGUUCACCUUGAUAAGGUGCUUCCGAGCUGGGAUGAGAGGAAGGAAACCCUUACAUUAUGCUAUGAAGAGUAGUAAUAAUAGCAGCUCUUAUUUCCUGAGCUAGUACCCCCGUGUCACCUUUGUUCAAAAACCAUUGCACGCUCACCUCACUUAAUUGCCACAAACCUCUGCGAAGGGCGUUAAUGCCCAUUUUACACGUGACAAAACUGAGGCUUACAAAGUUGUCUCUGAUGUCUCACAAAACAUAAGUGCCCAGAAAAUCUUUGAACACAGAUCUGUGCCCAUAGCCCUCUAGACACAUUCUUAAAAACCACCCAUUCCUCACGUAAAACAGCUUAGUAUAGCAUCACAUGGCCUGAACAUCCCUGUCCUGGGGAGUUUUCCAGAGACCUGGCGGGUGGCUGUCCUGCCUUCACUGCACACAUGCCCACACUCUCACCUACUCAACAUGCUUUGAAUACCCGGGUGUAAUCUGUGCUCGCUACCAGAUAAGGCCACUGUAGCCCAUUCAGAGUCAGUCCAGGGACACAACGAGACAUGAAUGGACAUACAGAGUCAGUCCAUUAACAAUUUUUUGCAGAGCAGAAGUUUUUAAUUUUAAUGACAUUCUGUCAAUAUAUCCCUUAAUGAAGAAGUUGAAGGAAAGAAUCACUUACAGAGAAUGAGAGAACUCUGGAUCAGGACAUAGCCAUAUUCAUGUGUGUGAUCAUGUUCAGACAUGCAUGUGAGCAUAUGACUGCAUAUUCUCCUCCGUGUAUGCAUGAAACACAUUCCACUAUGGGUUUCUGAAGGCUGGGCUCUCCUGAUGGAUCUGGGGUCUGUUGUAAGACCCAGCUGAGAGUUUCACAAUCACUGCCCACUCUCAAAGAAGUUAGUGUGUGUCCCCCUUAGAAGCUCCCUUACAGCUUUCACGAAAAUUAACUCCAAGUUUAUUGUAGACCUAAAUGAAUAGUGAGUACAAAACUUCUAGAAGAUAACGUAGGAGAAAAUCUAGAUGACCUUAAGUUUGGUGAUGGCUUAUUAGAUACAACACCAAAAGCACAAUCCUUGAAAGAAGCAAUUGAUAAGUCCUGUGUCAUUAAAAUUAGAAGCUUCUGCUCUGCAUAAGAAUUGUCAAGAGAAUGACAAUACAAGCUACAGACUAGGAGAACAUAUUUGCAGGGGAAAUACCUGAUAAGGGACUUACAUUCAAAAUACACAAAGAACUGUUAAAACUCAAUAGAAAACAACCCAAUUAAAGAAUGGGCAAACGAUCUGAGCAGACACCUCACCAAAGAAAAUAUACACAUAGCAAAUAAGCAUAAGGAAAGAUGCUGCAUAUCAUAUGUCAGUAGCCAUUUCAAAUUGAAACAAUAAUGAUGUACCACUACUCACCUAUUAGAAUGGCUAAAAUCCAAAGCUGACAACAUCAAAUGCCGACAAGGAGGUGGCUCAACAGGAACUGUCAUUCAUUGAUGGUGGGAAUGCAAAAUGGCACAGCUACUUUGGAAGACAAAUUGGCAGUUUCUUGCAAAGCUAAACAUAUUCUUACCAUGUGCUGCAGCAAUCAUGCUCUUUGGUAUUAACCCAAAUGAGUUGAAAACAUAUAGCAACACAAAAACUUCUGCACAGAUGUUUAUAGCAGCUUUAUUCAUAAUUGCCAAAUCUUGUAAGCAACCAAGAUGUUCUUCAACAAGUGAAUGGAUAAAUGAACUGUGAUAUGUUCAUACAAUGAAAUAUGGCAGGGCUUGAUGGCUCAUACUGUUAAUUAUAGCACUAUGGGAGGCCGAGGUGGGCAGAUCACUUGAGGUCAGGAAUUCGAGACCAGCCUGGCCAACAUGGUGAAACCCCAUCUCUACUAAAAAUACAAAAAUUAGCCGGGCACGGUGGCAUGCGCCUGCAGUUGCAGCUACUUGGGAGGCUGAGAUGGGAGAAUUGCCUGAAUCCAUAAGGCAGAGGUUGCAGCGAGCUGAGAUGGAGCCACUGCACUCCAGCCUGGGCGACACAGUGAGAUUAGAAGAAGCAAUAUUGUUAAAAUGUUCAUACUACUCAAAGCAAUCUACAGAUUCAAUGCAAUUCCUAUCAAAAUACCAAUGACAUUCUUCACAGAAAUAGAAAAAACAAUUCUAAAAUUUAAACAGAACCACAAAAGAUCUAGAGUAGCCAAAGCUAUCCUAAGCAAAAAGAACAAAAUUGGAGGAAUCCCAUUAUCUGACUUCAAAUCGUAUUAUAGAGCUAUAGUAACCAAAACAACAAGGUACUAGCAUAACAAGUUACGUAGACCGAUGGAACAUAAUAAAGAGCCCAAAAACAACUUCAUACAUCUACAGUGAAUUCAAUUUCAACAAAGCUGCCAAGAACAUUCAUACACUGGGGAAAUAACAGUCACUUCAAUAAACGAUGCCAAGAAAACUGGACAUCUAUAUGCAGAAGAAUGAAACUAGACCCCUAUUUUUUGACAUAUGCAAAAAUCAAAUCAAAAUGGAUCAUAGACUUAAAUCUAUGACCUCAAACAUGAAACUACUAAAGAAAACACUGAGAAAGCUCUCCAGGACGUUGCACUGGGUAAAGAUUUCUCGAGUAGUACCCAACAAGCACAGGCAACCAAAGCAAAAAUGGACAAAUGGGAUCACAUCAAGUUAAAACGCUUCUGCACAGCAAAGGAAACAAUCAACAAAGUGAAGAGACAACCUACAGAGUGGAAGAAAAUAUGUGCAAGUUUUCCAUCUGACAAAGAAUAAUUGACAAAAAAAUAUAAGGAGCUCAAACAACUCAAUAGGAAAAAAAUCUAAUAAUCCAAUUUAAAAUUAAUAAAAGAUUUGAAUAGACAUUUCUCAAAAGAAGACAUACAAAUGGCAAACAGGUCUAUGAAAAGGUGCUUGUAUUAAUCCGUUCUCACACUGCUAUAAAGAAAUACCUGAUGGCACGAUGGCUCAUGCCUGUAACCCCAGCACUGUGGGAGGCCAAAGCGGGCAGAUCGCCUGAGGUCAGGAGUUCGAAACCAGCCUGGCCAACAUGGUGAAACCCUGUCUCUACUAAAAAUACAAAAAAAAGUUAGUCAGGCGUGGUGCUGGGCACCUGUAGUCCCAGCUACUUGGGAGGCUGAGGCAUGAGAAUUGCUUGAACCUGGGAGGCAGAGGUUGUAGUGAGCCAAGAUCACACCACUGCACUCCAGCCUGGGUGACAGAGUGAGACUCUAUCUCAAAAAAAAGAAAAGAAAUACCUGAGACUUGUAUUAAUCCGUUCUCACGCUGCUAUAAAGAAAUACCUGAGACUGGGUAAUUUAUAAAGAAAAGAGUUUUAAUUGGCUUACAGUUUUGUAGGCUGUACAGGAAGCACAGCAGCUUCUGCUUCUGGAGAGGCCUCAAGAAACUGCCAAUCAUGGCAGAAAGCAAAGAGGGAGUAAGGCAUCUUAGAUGGCGGGAGCAGGAGCAAGAGAGAGUGAGCGGGGAGGUGCUGUACACUUUUAAACAACCAAAUCUCAUGAGAACUCACUCACUAUCACAAGAACAGCACCAAGAGGACAGUAUGAAACCAUUCAUGAGAAAUCCAACACCCUCCAGCAGACCCCACCUCCAACAUUGGGAGCUACAAUUCAACAUGAGAUUUGGUGGGGACACAGAUCCAAACCAUAUCAGUGCUCAACAUAAUUAUCAUCAGAGAAAUGCAAAUCAAAACUACAAUAAGAUGUCAUCUCACCCUAGUUCAAAUGGCUUUUAUCCAAAAGACAGGCAAUAACAAAUGCUGGCAAGAAUGUGGAGAAAAGGGAACUCUCAUACAUAUCUCUUGGUGGAAAUCUAAAUCAGUACAACCACUAUGGAAAACAGUUUGGAGGUUCCCCAAAACACUAAAAAUAAAAUGACCCUAUGAUCCAGCAAUCCCACUGUAUAUAUCCAAAGAAAAGACAUCAGUAUAUCCAAGAUAUAUCCACACUCCUAUGUUUACUGCAGCACUAUUCACAGUAGCCAAGAUUUGGAAAUAACCUGACUGUCCAUCAACAGAUGAAUGGAUAAAGAAAAUGUGGAUAGAAUGGAUAAAGAAAAUUCACAAAAAGGAGUACUAUUCAGUCAUAAAAAUGAAUGAGAUCCUGCAUUUACAACACAGUUGCAACUGGAGGACAUUACGUUAAGUGAAACAAGCCAGGCACAGGAAGACAAAGGCCACAUGUUCUCACUCCUAUGGGACAGCUAAAAAAAAUUGAACUCAUGGAGGUAGAGGUAUAAUGAUGGUUAGCAGAAGCUAAAAAGGGUAGUGGAGAAGGGAGGAUAAAAAGGAGAUGGUUAAUGGAUACAAAAAUACAGUUACAUGGAAAGAAUAAGAUCUAGUGUUUGGUAGCACAAUAGGAUGAAUGUAGUUAACAAUGAUUAUAGUAUAUUUCAAAAUAACUGAGAGUGGAAUUGGAAUGUGCCUAAUACAAAGAAAUGAUAAAUGCCUGAAGUUAUGGAUAUCCGAAUUUCUUUGAUUCGAUUAUUACACAUUGUGUCUAUGUGUCAAAACAUCACAUGUACUCCAUAAAUAGUACAACUUUCAUGAAAGAAAAAGAAAAGAUUGGCCAGGUGCGGUGGCUCACACCUGUAAUCCCAGCACUCUGGGAGGCCAAGGCAGGCAGGACCGCUUGAGCUCAGGAGUUCAAGACCAGCCUUGGCAAAAUGGUGAAACCCUGUCUUUACAAAAAAUACAAAAAUUGGCUGGGCAUGGUGAUGUGCACCUGUAGUCCCAGCUACUUGGGAGGCUGAGGUGGGAGGAUGGCUUGAGCCUGGGAGGACAAGGCUGCAGUGAGCUGUGAUCGUGCCACUGCACUCCAGCCUAAAUGACAGAGGGAGACUCUGUCUUAAAAAAAAAAAAAAAGAGAGGGAGAAGGAAGGAAGGAAAAUAAAAGGGAGGGAGGGAGGAAAGGAGGAAGGGAUGGAGAAA
This is a messenger RNA of Gorilla gorilla gorilla (western lowland gorilla), 6557 nucleotides long. RefSeq names its product cytochrome P450 2A6. The transcript is spliced from 9 exons. Gene Ontology annotation, molecular function: arachidonate epoxygenase activity; oxidoreductase activity, acting on paired donors, with incorporation or reduction of molecular oxygen, reduced flavin or flavoprotein as one donor, and incorporation of one atom of oxygen; iron ion binding. The record is from RefSeq and is a predicted model, not a curated record. NCBI's taxonomy places the organism in Eukaryota, Metazoa, Chordata, Mammalia, Primates, Hominidae. Gene Ontology annotation, cellular component: intracellular membrane-bounded organelle; cytoplasm. Gene Ontology annotation, biological process: epoxygenase P450 pathway; xenobiotic metabolic process; coumarin metabolic process. Bases 22 to 1506 code for a protein of 494 amino acids.